Messenger RNA from Panicum hallii, 3954 nucleotides. RefSeq lists its product as uncharacterized. The coding region runs from base 48 to 3629 and encodes 1193 amino acids. Lineage: Eukaryota; Viridiplantae; Streptophyta; Magnoliopsida; Poales; Poaceae. The transcript is spliced from 6 exons. Gene Ontology annotation, cellular component: condensin complex; nucleus. The record is from RefSeq and is a predicted model, not a curated record. Gene Ontology annotation, biological process: mitotic sister chromatid segregation.
CCCCGUCGAUCCCGCGCUCCAUUUCGAAACCCCACAUCCCCGCCGCAAUGCCGCCCACGCGCCGCGGCCCCCGGCCCCGCCGUGGCUCCACCCCCGCCGGCGCCGACGACUCCGUCCCCGCCUCCGCCGCCGACCUCCUCGCCCUCGCCGGCACCCUAAUCCCGGCCGCCGGCACUACCGCCCUCAGAGCCCCUCCCCAACUCAAGCAACUCGUCCACUCCCUCCCCGCCUCCCACCCGCUCCUCCUCUCCCUCCCGCAGGCCCUCGCCCUCGCCCUCGCUCUCCCCUCCGAAACCGCCUCCGCCUCUGACCCCGACGCGCCCCCACCCCCGACCCCCCGCGCCCCCGCCGUCCUCCUCCACCUGCUCCUCACCCACCCGUCCCACCCGCCGCGAUGGGACGACCUCAUCCGCCCGCUCGAGCUCCUCCACGGCCGCCUCGCGCUCCUGGCCACCGCCGAUCCGCCGCUCGCGGCCCUCGCCGCCGCCUGCUUCGAGCUCGCCUGGCGCGCCGACGCCCCGGGCCGCGACGCUCUCGUCGCGCAGACGCUGCCCUACCUCGUCGCCCUGGCGCUCACCUCCGGCUCCAGCGCCAGGCCGGUCCUCCGCCGCCUCCUCGCGCUCCGCGACGCGCUGCCGCUGCUCGACUACGAUGACGACCAGAGCAUCUCCGACUUCAAGAUGCUCCUGCUGCGCUGCUUCGUGUCGCCGCUCUUCCUAAAGGCCGAGGAAGGGAGGAAGUUCCUCGCGCUCGUGCUCGGCGUCAGCGAGGGGAUCUCCAGAGAGGGGCUGGAGCUCGUCAGGGCGCAGGUGGGGAUUACGGGCGCCAAGCGCGCGGCCGUGGUGGCCUACGGGGAGGUCGUGUUCAGGGCGUGGAAGGAUGGUGGCUGGGUUAGGACGGAGGUUGGGGAGGCGUUCCUGCAGGGGAUGGUGGAGGCCGCCGUGCAUGCUGGGAACAAGGAGGUGGCCAAGGCGGCCAGGAAGAUCAUUUGGGCGUUCGUUGAGCAGAGGGCGGUUGCCGGGGUUGAAAAGUUGGUGUUCCGGCUUGCGGAGCCUGUGCUGUUCCGAUCGUUGCAGGUUGCGAACUCCAAUGUUCGCCAUAAUGCCUUACAUCUUCUAUUAGAUUUAUUUCCCCUUGAAGAUCCAGAUGUGACAAAGGAUGUUAAUGAUCCACUUAUAGAGAAGCAGUUCUUCCUGAUAGAUAAGCUCCUCAUGGAUGACUACCCAGAAAUACGAACAGUUGCAGUUGAAGGAAUCUGCCGUAUUCUUAACCAAUAUUGGGAAAUUGUCCCUGCCCCUACUAUUUCAAAAUUUCUGAGUAAAAUUGUUGACGACAUGUCUAAGGAUUCUUGCAAUGAGGUUCGGCUGUCAACACUAAAUGGUCUCAAAUACUUGCUUGACAAUCCACAGAGUCAUGAAAUACUUAAAGUUCUACUCCCAAGAUUAAGCGAUAUGAUCUCAGAUACUGCUCUGUCUGUCAGAGCUGCUGCUGUUGAUCUUCUUUUAGCUGUUCGUGAUCUUCGAUCUUUCCAAUACAAUAAGGUUGUUGGCCUGGGUACUCUAUUAUCUUCACUUGCAAAUGACCAUCCCCGUAUUGCUCAAAAAAUUACAAAACUUCUCAUUCCUUCUUAUUUUCCAUCAAAGUUAAACCCAAAAGAAGCAUGUGCUCGCUGCAUUGCACUGAUAAAGAGGUCACCGACAGCUGGGGCGAGAUUCUGUGAAUUUGCUAUGUCUGAAGGGUCAUCCCCAAGGUCCAUUGUUGAGCUAGUCAAAUUCUCUAUUACUCUUGCAUUAUCACGAACAGGACUUAACUCAGACCAGAUUGAUGGUCUUGUUAUUGCUUCUGUCAAUCUUAUAAAAAGUUUAUCUGAAGAGCGCUCUGGUUUGGCUACUUUACGAGAAUUCUUUGCAAAUGCGAAGUUAAGGUUGGUCCUUCAAACCGUUGUCUCUGAGGGUGCCCGGGCUGCCAUUCUUAGUAUUGUUCCAGUUAUUUUACCUGAUGAUCUAUCUGUGCUUCAUGAGGAAUGCAUGGAUAUAGUUGUGAAUGCUACUAGGAUUUCAAAGCAAGAAGAAUGCCAGGAAGCAGCGCUUGCAGCACAUAAGUUGAUAUUUUUGAGUGGCUGGUCUGAUGAACUGUUCGAAGCACUGACAAAUAUUCUGCAAUCUAAAGCCUCUGAUUUUGCUGAGUUCUAUGGACUCGAACCCCCUCCAUGCCCUGUUGCAUCUUCAAGGAGGAAGAAAGGGAAGUCACUUAAGAAAACACCAGCACGUGACCAUGUUGUUGGAAAGGGGUCGUCCAAAUCAAAAGCCAGUAAUGAAGAGCUUGCUGUUGCAGCUGGAGCAGCAUGGCAGAUCAAUGAAAUAAUGAAAGCUGAAGACCUUAGAGAUGCCUUUCUGCAAUCUUCUUAUUCAGAAAUUGCAUUUUCCGCUCUGAAGGUCAUUUCUCAAGUGUAUGUCGAGCAGUGCCUAUAUUUGGACUCUUUAGACCUUGCACCUGUGUUGGCCUAUUUGAGUCUGGCUACAUAUAAUACCCUUCCAGAUGUUGAUACUGGAAGCUGCUCUGAGUCAUCAAUUGCCAAUCAGUCACUGGAUCAUCUACUGAAUUGUUUGGACAAACUCCUAACUGCACCUGUUAAAAAUCCUCCAAAGUCAAAAGCUUCACGAUCAAAAGACCAGCAGAAAGGAGCAUCUGAAGGAAACACAGUGAAAGGCACAGUUAAUGUGAUUAUGCUGGGAACUUCAAUUCUCAAGUUUAUGGUUGACACAACCGUCAAGCUGGUCAAUGAUGAUAAAAUAAGAUGCCUCAAAUUCGCAUCAUCCUACACAAAAUAUGCAGUAUCAUCCAUCAAAAAGCAUCAGGCACAGAAUUCAUCUUCCAAGGGGGAUGAUCUGAAGGACGCACUAGUGCUUAUACGAAGCUCCUGUACAUACGCAGCCAAGAUAAUCCAUUUGGUGUUAUCAAGCUCAACUGAGUCGUCAAUCCCUCCAGAGGAGGCCUUCUUCCUUGCCAAUGAUCUUCUUGAUCUUGUGCCCUCUGUCGAGUCCUUUGUUGGCUCAAGAUUUGCGCUCAGCAUAGUUUCUGCUUUGAAGCAAUGGCUACCUGUUCUCAUAUUGGGUCUUGUAUGUCGCUGGCUCAUUGGACCACAGAAUGAAAUGGCUGCCAACUGCCACUUUGGUGACUCUUGCUUACCACUGUGGGUCACAGCUGUGGCAAAGAAUGAGCUUCUUGAUGGCAAAGAUCCUGGCCAGGACAACCAAAGCGAGCAGGUUGCAGAGGGUGAGGAUUCGCCAUCGUGCAGAAAGCUAGCGGAAAUGAUGGUGGUCCUCCUGAAGAAAGGAAGCCCCAGAAUCCUUGACUGCGUUGGCGGAGUCCUCCAGUCCACCCUCAAGUUGAUGCUGCAAAGAUCAGAUUACGACAUUGUAUUGGGCAUUACUCGCUUCGUUUGUGCCAGGUUGCUUGGGGACAACACGUCGGCGUUGGAGAAGCUGCAGCUUACCCACGACUCUCUUCGUGAUAAUUUCUUUGAGAUUGAUAGGUAUGUCAGGGAGGAGCUUGUUGAUGACGAUGAUUCGAGGCAGCUAUUGGAGAGCACAAAAGCAUUGAUAAGACAAGUUCUCCCUGAAAUCUGAUGUGCAUAGUAUUAGGCGGCAACUGCGAUUGGGAAGUAUGUACUUGGGCGCACGCAUAAUGCAUUUCUAUAUAUGUGCAUUUGUUGUUGCUGUUCUGGUACAGUCCACGGGCAAAUAUCAACGACAGCAUCACCAUUCACCAAAGUUAGGAACCGUGCGUGAAUGGGUAGAAAAGCAUUGCACCUGACAAGAAAAAAUUGUAAUGAACUAUGCUAGUGAUAUAACCGUUAUUCCAUUCAGUGUACAGUCGACUUACAAUUGACACAGGGUAGAACGUAUGUACAAUCCCCUGUUAUUAUAACCUACACUAUUUUAAAGGGGGAAA